GGCCAUUACUACCAAAAACACUUCUUUUUUUAUUCCCCCUUAUUAAUUUAGACUUGAAGUUAUUUAGGAUAGGGAAAAAUGUCAUUAUUUUUGACAGUUUCAAAGAAGUCUUUUAGUACACAUGCUUACCCAAAGAGAAUGAAUAGUUACAUUUAAUGCCAGCAGAUAGGACGAAUUGCAGAACAGCCAGAAGAGCACAUGGGUGACCCCAAAUAGCAAUUGUGAGACAUGGGUAUUGUGCUGAAGCACCCAAAUAGCUCACCCAUUGCCUUCUCUUCAUGACUCAAAAAUUUGCUUAGUACCGAGAAAAUUUGCUGAGCAGCCCACAAAAAUUCAGAGCACAAUGAGAAUGCCUGAGUUCUUACUUCCUUCCUGCUUCACAGACAUGAGAACAAAGCAGAACUUGAUCACUUGUUUGUAUCAGACAAAGCUAGCAGGUGCCUACAAGUUUGUGACUGUAACAUGGUCCAAAAGCCUGCUGAGUCAGGACUUCACUGUCCAUGUCAAUGAACCAGAGUGCCAUAAUAUCUGCAAGGUUGAGAUGAGACCAUGGCUGUUCAGGAGGAAGGGAUCCAAGAGUUUCAAUGUGAAGGGCAAGAAGGUGUGUGUUUUGUGGGAUCUCAGCAAUGCCAAGUACAUCUGUGGCCCAGAGCCAAAUGAGGGCUUUUUUGUAGCCCUGGUCUGUGAGGAGGAAGUUAUUUUGCUGCUUGGAGACAUGCAAAAGGAGGCCUACAAGAAAGCCAAGGCUAGAUCCCCUAAUACCGAGCCUGCAUUGUUAUCUAGGAGAGAGCAUGUGUUUGGGAACACUUAUUACUCCACUAAAGCACAGCUUGGAGAGCAAGGAAAAACCCAUGAUAUAGUUAUAGAAUGUCAUGCUAAGGAAGCCAAGGAGCCAAGAUUGUAUGUUAGGGUUGAUAGGCAGAUUGUGUUGCAGGUGAAGCAUUUGAUCUGGAAGUUCAGGGGAAAUGAGACUAUAAAGAUUGAUGGGACACCCAUUGAGGUGUUUUGGGAUGUUCACAACUGGCUGUUUAGUCCUAGCAUAGGUCAUGCAGUCUUCAUGUUUCAGUCCAGUAUCAAGGAUGAGGAUAAGGACGAUAAGGCCUCUUGCCCACCUGCUGCUGUUUUUCAGUGGCCCAAUGCUGCAGUAGGGUUUAAAGAAAAACGGUUUAUGAGAAGUGGAUCUUCUUCUUCUUGCAGAUCUUCAGUGAUACAGUGGGUUGGUAGCAGCAGCUGCAAGGGUAUUGACAUUGCAGGCCCUGCAAGUGCUGGCUUAUCUCUGCUUUUAUAUGCCUGGAAAAGUGAGUGAGGACAAUAUUAAUGCAAGAAAGUAGUAGGCGUUAGUUAUAGCCAUUGUUAGGCUUUUAGAUUUUUGUAUAUAUGUUGAGCAGAUUGCCUGCCCCCCUCCCUGGCGGAUUGAGAGGCUGCUUCUGAUGCUUGCACUGUUCUUAACCAUGAUUUAUUUAUUGAGGCUUAUUCAGUGGCUUCCAUUAUGGGAAUAAAACAAAAUUUUGGGUAGAUGUUGGAUGAUAAAAUGGGUGAUGAUCGUUUUAUCCUUUUGAAGUUGGGGGAGGGAGCAGAUCAAAUUUGUACUCUAAUCUGAUCAGGAGCUUGAGAAACACUGUAAAAUGUUCAAUUUUUCUUACGGUAUGGCAGAAAAUCUUAGUGAUAAA
Messenger RNA from Cryptomeria japonica (Japanese cedar), 1670 nucleotides. RefSeq lists its product as uncharacterized. NCBI's taxonomy places the organism in Eukaryota, Viridiplantae, Streptophyta, Pinopsida, Cupressales, Cupressaceae. The record is from RefSeq and is a predicted model, not a curated record. The transcript has a single exon. Bases 344 to 1306 code for a protein of 320 amino acids.